Molecule: messenger RNA, 2351 nt
Organism: Alosa sapidissima (American shad)
Lineage: Eukaryota; Metazoa; Chordata; Actinopteri; Clupeiformes; Clupeidae
Exons: 15
Coding region: 291-1940 (549 amino acids)
Biological process (GO): mitochondrial fusion
Source: RefSeq, a predicted model, not a curated record
AUUGACCAGACGCAUUUUGACUGCUCUCCAACGACUUUGAGAUCUUGAUCUUCUGCUAAUUACAUUUUGCUAUUUCUGUCUCCAGCAAGCUUUACAACCUACUGCUAAUUUAUAUUUUGUUCAUUUAAAGUUUGAUAACUGUCAAUUAGGCUACUUGGUCCAUCAGGUUAAACCUAUCGGCUAGUCUAGGCUAAGAAACUUAGCAAAGUUAGCUAUAAUCAAAUUCAAUAGGCACAAGAUUGUUGGGUUUGUUUGUUUUUAAAUUGUUGCAGUUUAUUUUUAUAUUUUUAAUGGCGUCACGUGAUAACCUCUUCGCUAGAUUAGGAUUUCGCCCAGUGGUCUGCACAGCAGGCCUGACUGCGACAGCAGUGGGCGCUGUUUUUCUGUUUUCCAGGUGGCGGAAGGAGACUGCCGAGAUCGGCACCCAGACGGACUGGGAAACAGCUGAGGCUUCGACCCAAGCCGGCUGGGAAACGGCUGACGCUGGGACCCAAGUACUGUGGGAAACAGCAGAGGCUUCGACCCAAGCCGGCUGGGAAACGGCUGAUGCUGGGACCCAGGCCAAAUGGGAAACGGUGGAGGCUGGCAUUCAGGCAGAAUGUCAGAGGGCUGAGGCAGGUGUCCAGGCGGUACAGGAGACGGCUGUCUCUGCAACCCAGGCUGUGUGGGAGACCGCGGAGGUCGGAACUCAGCCGGACUGGACAGACGGGUUCAUCCUUGUGGACACUGUCGCACCCCAGGUGGUCACUCUGGAUGGCGUGGAUGGACAGCUGCAGCCGUCUGGGUGGGAUGUCCAGACCCUGCUUCGUUACACCAUGGUGUACAGAUCGUCCACCCUGUUCUUCUGCGGUCCUGUGAUGGUCGGAGAGAGGCGGUGCUCAGGGGAGACAGUGGAGGGAUCUCUGAGGACGCAGUUCUGGUUCACCGCUGAUGAGAACUGUGUGCUUGAUGCAGAGGGCAACCGUGACACCUACACCACCACUGAUGCUGCAACCAUCAUCGAGUGGCGCUGUAGUGAGGUCGUCCGUGCAGUGUCUUACCAUGAGCAAGAGUCCAAGUUGUUGGUUCUCAUGGAUGGAGUUCCGGUCAUCCAAACAUCCAAGACCUACAAGCGGGUGACCUUGUCUGCCAACGGAUCACUGGUGAGCUCAGAGAGGUCCGAAACCACCUCCGUCCCGGCCCCUGUGGUCCCUGACCCGUCUGCUGAUGGUGCUGCUGGUGCUGCUGACGCCUCUGGUCCCACUGACCCACCUGGUGCUGACGCCUCAGCUGCUGCUGACGACACCCAGAGCUCUGCCCAGGGAUCAGAGGACAGCUGCCUCCUGCCUGAGGCUCGGGAGGUGCCCUUCAUCUUCAACUUCUUCCAGUCCAAGAACCUGGAGGACUUCUCGACCAGACUGACAGCCCUCAGGCAGGCCUUCACCAUCCUACUCAGCGACGCCCAGCAGUGCAACUACGCCAGCGUUGCUGUGAGGAUGAUCCUGCGGAACCUGGCCACACUGAAUGGGAGGGAUGCGGAUCUCUUUCAGCGGGCCUUUGAUGACCUGGUGGCCUACGUCCAGAACCCGGAGAAUGCCCUGAGCAUUCAGGUGGAGCUUCUAGAGGCGAGGAUCCACUACAUCAAUGUGCUGGACAUCGUGUUCGAGUUGGUGCUGUUUGGCAUGUUUGAUGUGGCUCAACGCCAGCUGGUCCCUCGGGUGCAGGGUGGGUUCAUGGACCGACUGCUUGCAGUGGUUCAUGCCUUCCUGCCCUUUGAGGCCUGUUCACCAGCUGCACAUCAAUAUUGGCAGAUGCUGCAGGCGGACGUCCGGGCGUUCCUGGAGGAGGUGUUCUCUCUGGACCUCAGUGUCUACAGCCGUCUCCAGGCCCUCGCCGACGGGCUUUUCAGCUGUCUGGAGCGCCGGGUGGACCAGCUGCUGAGCACGCUCCCAUCGCCCUAAUAUCCUUUUUAAUACUCUCGAUAAAAUCAAUAUAAAAAAAAUGAUAUAAUACAGUAAUAUAUUACAAAGUCAAUGUCUUAACACCUACCCUCUAUGCCCCCCCCCCCCCCCCCCCCCCUCUUUACAGAUGCUACCUGUUGCAGUUUAGUUGGGGCCUACCAGUACCUUCCUGAGGACUAAGUACAUCCAAGGACACCUGGAGGAUCUGAAGACUCCUGGAGACAUCUGAGGACACGACACCUGGACAUCUGAGGACACGACAUCUGAGGAUGUUGCCACACCAUGCCGUGGACCUGGACACACCAUGCAGAGCGCACGCACACGCACGCACACACACACACACACACAGAGACUGCACACACUUUAAUAACUGCAUACCUUUUUUUCCCCCAAUAAAUCAGUCAUAUUGAA